UCGGUGGAGGAGCUGUCGGGGUGGAGCAGCUCGGCCAGCACAACCAGUCAGCGUAGAGGGAGAAAAAUGGAGCUCGGAGUCAGACAGAGAUAGAAAAAUGAAGUGUCACACAUCACUCACCCCUUUCCUCGCCUGCUCGCCUCGCUAGCCGACACAGUCACCGUAGAAACCGCCGGGGCUAGACUUCGCCUUUAUGGCGGGUCUGACUUAUUUAGUGCUCCGGUUUUCGGGCUCCGCUGGUCGGUCUUACGGAGUGUUUUCCAAAGGCUUGACGAGGACUUUGUUGAUAUUUUUUGAUCUCGCAUGGCGACUGCGAAUCAGAUUCCCCUACAUCUACCUCGUCGCCUCGAUGAUGUUUAAUGUCAGAUUACAGGUGCACAUUGAAAUCCACUGAUCAAUCUUCAAUGCCUGCAUUUGGAAUCAAAACAGUAAAUUGUGAGCACUGCCAUGUUUCAGUCCUUUAAAACAAAAAAAAAAAAAGGAAAUUUAGUUCCUCAAACUGGUGUGACAAUGCAACAAUGUGACACAGCUAAAUGUGGUGGUCA
Molecule: messenger RNA, 545 nt
Organism: Toxotes jaculatrix (banded archerfish)
Lineage: Eukaryota; Metazoa; Chordata; Actinopteri; Toxotidae
Product: small integral membrane protein 10-like protein 2A
Exons: 2
Coding region: 194-394 (66 amino acids)
Source: RefSeq, a predicted model, not a curated record